AUGGAUAAUUCCAAAUCAUUGAAUUCAGAUGGGACCCUCAAAAGGGUUCACACCGAGGUUUCGGAUUUCUCGUCAUCUGAUGAGGACUCCAAGACAUCAUCAAAUGUUAAAAAAUCAAAGGUUUCAACCAGUGGAUCUUGGCCAAGGUUCCUUGUGAUCAGUUCUACUGAUGAUGAACCUUUGCAGAAGUUGUCUCCUUUUGCCAUCCAAAAAGGGCUUGUCAGCUUAGCUGUGGACGAGUUGCUUCCAAGUUCUUUUAAUGUCAACAAAGUGUUAUCAUGGAGUGCUGAGUUUGCAUGGAGUGUGUCACAAUACGUUUCUCAAGCCCCAGGUUCUAGCAUCAUAUACGAGGUAACCGUCAACCCUGGUGGUCGGUCAAAUUCUACAUCUGGUACAUCGCUGACAGUCAACCGACUGACUGCUGGGCAGUCAUAUUCUGCUAGAAUUGUGACAAAACUUCAACAAGACGGGAAAGAGACAAGUAGUACCAGCACUGAAAUACUGCCAUUCUCGACCAUUAAGAUUGACAAUAAUAUGACUUGCAGAUCUGGAGACACGUGCUCUGACAACAUUGCCUCCUGCAGUUCUACAGACCCUAAACGAUGUCUUUGUAACCAGGGAUACUUCUGGAGUGGAAACCCGCUUGUGUGUAAACCAGACACUAGAGACAGCUCGGGUCCACCAGACUACAAGACGUCUACGAUCGCCGUGUCUGUUUUGGCGGCAAUUGUUACCAUUGUCCUUGUUAUUCUUAGUGUGAUAUUUUUCUUGUAUGUCAGACGGCAGAGAUCGAAGUCAAGAUCUGCUGAUUAUGACGGGAAAACAACGGACAACCGGCAAUCAAACCGAGGUGACGCACUGUACGAAGUCAUGGACGGACAGAUGCACACCGUACACACAACGGACGUGUCUCUAGACAGUGGUUAUGUUAAUUCACCAAGGUCACGUGAAGAGGGGGGUUAUGUUAAUUCGGGGCAAGCUGUUCAUAUGAAUGAAUAUGAAAAGCUUGAUGUAAUAUCGACCACACCGCAAACUACUUAUGAUAAGUUAACGAGUAUUUAAGUAUAUAAUACAAAUUGUGAUAGUAAAUAUACCUUGCUGGUAGCU
This is a messenger RNA of Gigantopelta aegis, 1107 nucleotides long. RefSeq lists its product as uncharacterized. Bases 1 to 1062 code for a protein of 353 amino acids. The transcript is spliced from 5 exons. The record is from RefSeq and is a predicted model, not a curated record. NCBI's taxonomy places the organism in Eukaryota, Metazoa, Mollusca, Gastropoda, Neomphalida, Peltospiridae.